AUGAAUUCUAGAGCUCUUUGGCGGCGUGACAGCGCCGAGGAGUUCCUCCAGCUUAUACAAGACCCAUUCAAAUCGGCAUUCCAAACCAACGCCGUCUGGUCUGCGUUAGCUACCUCCGCUUCUGUCGCCAUCCUCCUCGCCCUUGUCUUCUCCCUCUUUCGACCUCGCCAUACCCUCGUCUAUGCCCCCAAAGUCAAACAUGCCGACCGCAAACACACUCCGCCGCCGGUUGGGAGAGGCUUCUUCGCCUGGAUCAAGCCUGUCAUUCGUACAAAAGAGGCUCAGCUGGUGGAUUGUGUCGGUCUCGAUGCUACGAUCUUUAUUCGCUUCACCAAAAUGUGCCGCAACAUUUUCAUCCUACUCAGUAUCAUUGGAUGUGGAGUUAUGAUUCCGGUCAACCUUACUCAAAGUAAAAAUACGGACGGCGCUACCGCAUUUGCGAUUAUGACCCCGCUCUAUGUUAACGUGAAUGCGAUUUGGAGUCAGGUCGUCUGUGCUUGGGCUUUUGACAUCAUCAUUGCUUAUUUCCUGUGGAGGAAUUACAAAGCGGUUCUGGCACUGCGGAGACGGUACUUUGAGAGCUCCGACUACCAGCGAAGUUUACACGCGCGAACUUUAAUGAUCACCGAUAUCCCCCCAGAUGUACGCACCGACGAAGGCUUCCUACGUCUAACAGACGAGUUGAACCCCACCGCAGCAAUUCCUCGGUCUUCUGUCGGACGUAACGUGAAGGGACUUCCGAAAUUGAUCAAAGAACAUGAGGAAUUCGUGCGCAAGCUCGAGUCUGUUUUAGCCAAAUAUCUCAAGAAUCCCGAUCGACUACCGCCAUGCCGCCCGACUAUGCGUCCGCCCCGUCAAUAUCGGGCCGAGAACGGGAGUGGCAAGGUUGACGCUAUUGACUUUCUCACCGACCGCAUUUCAAGGCUCGAGGAGGAGAUUCGUCAUGUUCGGGCCUCUAUCGAUAAACGAAAUGCGAUGCCCUACGGUUUCGUCAGCUGGGACAAGAUUGAGCACGCCCAUGCGGUAGCCUACGUGGCUCGCAACAAGCACCCUCGAGGUACAACUAUCCGCCUCGCGACGCGACCGCACGAUCUUAUUUGGGAGAACCUGACGCUGUCAAAAUCGGCUCGGAAAUGGAAGGCUUUUGUCAUGUUUCUGUGGGUAAGCGCUUUGACGAUUGUCUGGAUUGCACCCAACGCAUUGAUUGCCGUUUUCCUUUCCAACUUGUCAAAUCUGGGUUCCGUUUGGCCAGCUUUUCAAACGGAACUUGACCGCAAUCGCAAAGUCUGGGCUGCUGUCCAAGGUAUUCUGUCGCCUGCCGUGACGUCUCUGUUCUAUCUGAUCCUGCCCAUCAUCUUCCGUCGCUUGUCCACUCGAACCGGUGACGUGACCAAGACUCUCAGAGAGCAACACGUCCUAAGGCAUCUUUACUCUUUCUUCGUCUUCAACAACCUGAUCGUGUUCUCUCUCUUCUCUGCGGUGUGGACUUUUAUAGCGGCAGUCAUCGACUUGAAAAAUAAGAAUGAGGACCCCUGGCAAGCUGUUCAGGAUGGAGCAUUCUACACUAAGGCCGUCAGUGCCCUGUGUGGCGUCUCUCCCUUUUGGGUGACCUAUCUGUUGCAGCGGAGUAUGGGUGCUGCCAUCGACUUGGUACAGUUUGUUCAUCUCAUUUGGGUCUGGUUUGCCAAAACCUUCCUCGCCCCGACGCCCCGGCAGACAAUCGAAUGGACAGCACCGCCGGCGUUUGAUUACGCUAGCUACUACAACUAUUUCCUUUACUACUCAACAAUUGCCAUCUGCUUCGCGACCCUGCAGCCUAUUGUCCUGCCGGUUACUGCUCUGUAUUUCGGCGUGGAUGCGAUGAUGAAGAAGUACAUGCUGAUGUACAUCUUUAUCACCAAGAACGAAUCCGGUGGCCAGUUUUGGCGCGUGCUUUUCAACCGGUUGGUGUUUGCGGCUAUCUUGUCCAACGUGAUCAUUGGCCUUGUGGCAAAGGCACGAGGAACCUGGAACAUGGUGUAUAGUGUCAUACCGCUUCCAUUCCUGAUGCUACUUUUCAAGUGGUACUGCAUGAGGACCUUCGAUGACGGCAUCACUUAUUACAACAAGUCGAAUCUCAACGAUGCCGAGGCGCUCGCUGUCGGCAAGUCUAGCAAAUCCGCUGGAGACCGACUCAGUUCCAAGUUCGGCCACCCGGCCCUGUUCAAGCCGCUGAUCACGCCUAUGGUGCACGCCAAGGCAGCAGACGCGCUCAAGCAGAUCUACCACGGGCGGUUGGGAGGCAACGAAGCAGAAGGAGAGUAUUCAGACAUCGUGAUGGACCCGAUGAUGAAAUCUCAACCAGGCAAGACCAUGCCGGACUCGUCGGCCCCGUUCGAGGUUGUUCCAGAAAAUCACCUCGACUUCUCAUACUACAAGGACCGUGCGGACUUCCAGGAGGAGUUUGGCGGAGGUAUAUACGGCCGGCCAGAGGAUCUCAUGACCGAGCGCUCGCAUACACCACGAAGUGGAUUAGGCGAGUGGUCUCCCACCUCUUCCAGGGCGUCUUCUCCCGCACCUUCUGUCCCAAGCUUGCCAAUACUACAACCCGAACCAUACGAUCCGCGCCUGAAUCAGGGGAUGCACCCUGCCUUCCGCCCUCCACCGCUCAGGACGGAUAGCGGGAUGAGCAGGGGGCUUUACCAGCACCAGAACGAGAGUGAAUCAGAGCUCCUGGGACAGCCGCAGCAGCCAGCGGGGCCCCUGCAGCCGUGGCGGCCAGGAGGGGGUUACGGACCUGUUGACCAGGACGACCCUGUUUUUACCUCGUAUGAACAUUAUCGGACGGCGAGGUGA
Molecule: messenger RNA, 2835 nt
Organism: Aspergillus mulundensis
Lineage: Eukaryota; Fungi; Ascomycota; Eurotiomycetes; Eurotiales; Aspergillaceae
Product: putative DUF221 domain protein
Exons: 3
Coding region: 1-2835 (944 amino acids)
Cellular component (GO): plasma membrane
Molecular function (GO): calcium-activated cation channel activity
Source: RefSeq, a predicted model, not a curated record